This is a messenger RNA of Miscanthus lutarioriparius, 510 nucleotides long. Lineage: Eukaryota; Viridiplantae; Streptophyta; Magnoliopsida; Poales; Poaceae. The record is from the annotation of a GenBank genome assembly.
AUGGACGUGAUGCUGGAGCAGCAGCAGCCACCUGCAGGGGCAGGGGCCUCCUCGACUGGCUCGACAUCUCCUCGCCUCCAUGUACACAUACAUGAAACCACCCUCAUGCCGCCGUCUCCGUCAUCGCCGAAGACCUCGCUCCCGCUCACCUUCUUCGACGUCUUCUUUCUUCGCUCCUCGCCCAUCGAGCGCCUCUUCCUCUACCGUCUCGCCCCUGAUGUCGACAUCGCCGCCAUCAUCUCCAACCUCCAGGACUCGUUGCACCAGGCCCUCCACGCCUUCUACCCGCUCACCGGCCGCGUCCGCCUCAUCCCCGGCACAUUCGACCGCUACGAGCUGCACUACCGCCCGAGUGACGACGCUGUCACCUUCACCAUCACCGAGUGCGACGACAACGAUGACAUGGACACGCACUUCAACGGCCUCACCACCGACAAGUUGUGGGGGGUUGCCAAGAUUGCCAUGCUUGUGCCACCGCUGCCCAAGGGCGGCCAUCUGCUCGCCGUUUAG